UAUUAUUGAAAUCAAAAUAAAAUUUCCAUUUCAAAAUGGGAAAAACGGAUAACCCUUCUGGGUAUAAGCUGAAGGAAACGGAGAAAACCGUUUACCUGAAGAACGAUACUGAGGUCAUAGGUGUCCAGAAGAAGUACAUUGACGUCCUUAAGAUUAACAUGAAGGACUUCUACAAGGUUGAGGACAAAAUGGCAAAGGGAGACGGGUCCGAAGUACCUCCAUAUAAGGUUUUUGCUCAAGGUCCUAGUGCUUCUACUACGGCCCUCGCAGCUGCACAGAAGGAGGAUACCACUGACCUAGCACGCUCGAAAGCUUCCAAGGAUUCGCCGAAGAACGCAGCCUUGAAGAAUUUGCCAAGUACCUCGAAAGUAUUUCUAGACGGAAAAACGAUCAACUUUGGGUACGAACCGAAGCACACAAGGGUAUCCUUGGGCAUGCCAGAGGACAACUCUGCAAAGAAUAAGGAGCCACUGCGCUCCCCAUCAAUCUCCCCAUGUAAGGGCGAAGCCAUGAAGGUUCCAGUCCCCCCAAAGUCGCUAUCAAUCUCUCCCAGAAAGGUCAACUCUGACAAGGACUCAUUUUUCCCGGAAAAGGUAGACUCGGAGACAGUUCCAGUGCCCUCGGACUCGCCACAUAUCCCUACCAGAAAGGUCGACUCCGAAGAUGUUGUGGUCCCUUUAAAAGCGCCACCGAUGCUUCCAAGAAUGAUAAACUCCGAAAGUGUUCCAUCUCGCUCCGACAUUCCACACAUCCUUCCCAGAAAGGUCGGCUCGGAGAGCGCUCCAGUCCUUUCGGACUGUACACCAAUCAUUUCCAGAAAGAACAAAUCUAAGCAAGGUAUAGUCCCAUCGGCCCCUCCAACAAUCCGCAUUCAAACAUCUACAUCUGGGAACAGUUCAGGUCUUUCCGAUCGUUCCCCAAUCCAAUCGGAAUCCUCGGACUCUGCAUUAAUUCUUUUCAGGAGGGACAACUCUAAGAAAGUUCUUGGCCCUUCGGAUGUGCCACCAGUCCACCCCAGAAGAGUCAACGCUGCGAAGGAUCUAGAUCGCUCCAACUCCCCAGCAAUCGUCCCUAGAAAGGUGAGUUCUGAAAACAAUCCUGCCUCCAAGAACUCAAUUCUUCCCACAAAGGUCAACUCUAAGAAAGUUUUAGACCACUCAGACUUGCCGCCAAUCCACUCUAGAAGAGUCUGCUCUGAAAAGGUUCCAGCUCCGUCCGACUAUUCAACUAUCGACACCAGAAGCGUGAGUUCCGACAUGAGCACUGUCUUCUCAGUUUCGGCAUCAAUUCCCGGAGAGGUCAACUCUACAAAAGAACUCAGCUCAGAUGACGACUCAUCAAUCUCCGACUUUUCGCCAAUCAUCUUCAGGAAGCUCAACUCUAUGGAAGUUGUGGAGCCUUUGAAUUCGCCACCAAUCCUCCCCAGGCAGUAUAACUCUGACAAAUUUGCAGUUCCUUCCGAUUUCUCAUCAGUCUUCCACAGGAAGAACAACUCUGAAAACAAUCCGGUCCCCUUGGCUUUUCACCAGGACUCUUCCCCAACCACCCACAGGAAGUUUAAUUCUGGGAAGACUUUAGCUUGUUCCGACUCUUCACCCAUCCUCCCCAGAAAGGACAACUCUUACACGGCUCAAGUCCCUGAGCUCUCUUCACCAACAGCACCCGGAAUGGCCGCCUCUGAGAAGAAUCUAAUCACCGCGGUUCCUCAAUCUAGCCCAUCAACUUCCACAGCCGGUCGACUGGACUCCACCUCUGCCAAGGACCUUGGAAAAUACAACUCUGAGGAGACUGAAGAAGAAGAUGCCGACAGCGCCAAGGAAGAUGAUGCUCCGAAGGAGGACACAUCGAAAUCGAACGUGCUCUGGAAAGAGAGCUUCGGGGAAAUUUUGCUUAAGAAUCUAGAGGACAGUGCUAUGAAAAUAAUGGAACCGCACGAGUCCCUUGAGGAGUCUUGCAAUAAAUUCGAUCCGAUUCAGUUUGAGAACGCUGCCAAUGGAACUGAUCCAAAACCUGAUUCCAAGGAUGGCGAAAUCAACCAGACCUCCACUAGGGUCUCCAGCCAGGGGGAGAAUGAGAAGCCUCGAAUGCGCAGAUCGAAGAAGAAGAAGGCUUACAGGAAAUGCCUCAGCAAUGAACAGCCUGGCCCAGAUCCCCAGAUCCUCCUGGCUCAGACAGAGACCGGCGAGCUGAAAUUGGUGGAUGUGGUUGACUUUACGCCUCCGUCCUCCAAUGUUUCGUCAUCUGAGACUCUAAAGGAGGUGAAAGUGGGGUCCGCACAGAAGCCGAAAAAGGAGGAAAAAGAGGAAGGCCAAAAUCCAAAAGAGGAACGAGACAAUGAGCUGAUAAGCCACAUCCUUAGGCUACGCGAACGCUAUGAACAGGGUAUAGACAGGGAGAAGAUUGCCCGGGUAAUCUUGAAGCCCCAUUCAGAGCCUUUCAUUUCGCAGGAAUUGGCAGACAAGAUUUUCAUGAGAUUUUUCUACUUCUCUAUUUUCUUCUUUCUCUUCUUGUUUGUCUGUCCUAUCUUUGACAGUCCUCCGUUGAUAGAAGUCUUUCUGAAGGCUGUGAUGCGAUUCAUUGUUGAGAAUUGCAAGCGCGAUAUUUAAUUAUUUGUUUACUGUUUUUAGAUUUUUAAUUCAAUAACGUAGCUACAAACUAUAAAAACUUAAUUAUUUAGGCCAGGCGCAAAAGUGAGAGCUGAUGUUCCUCCAAAAUUAUUUCAAGUAAUGAAUACUAAUAGAACUCUGUCCAAUUCAAUGCUGAACGGGCUUUUUGCAAAUUCCUUUCAAAACUAUUUUUUCCAACAUAUUUUAGGCUGAACUCUGAAAUUUAUUAAUGAAUCGAUUUGGAAAUUUUUAAAUUUGAAUAGCCGUUACUAAUGUCAGAAUGUGAAGCAAACUUUAUUCAUAGAUAUUGUUAAUUAAAAUAUAUUUUGUUGUUGAAAUGUUGACCCAAA
Molecule: messenger RNA, 2956 nt
Organism: Drosophila ananassae
Lineage: Eukaryota; Metazoa; Arthropoda; Insecta; Diptera; Drosophilidae
Exons: 2
Coding region: 36-2606 (856 amino acids)
Source: RefSeq, a predicted model, not a curated record